UUCCCCGUCACCUCAUCCCCCCCCCCCCCGGGAUGAAGCUGCUGUUCCUCGCCUGCCUGAGCCCCAGCACCGGCAACUGCACGACGGCGGCGAGGAUCAGAGAAUAUAUACAAGACAGUGGUCACAUCUGUGUUCUGAGAGAUGUUGCAGAUUUUAAAUCAUCCUCUCAGGUUUCAGAGUUAAUCUCUAAGGAAAAAUUUGAAGCAGGGUUGGUCAUCCAUCUCUACAAAGGAGGAAGACUGCUACUAGAGAGCAGCGUUCCAUUUGGAGCUAUAUUUGGUGGAACGGAUAUCAAUGAAGAUAUCAAGGAUGAAAAGAAAUCUAAAGUCAUGCGUGCUGUGCUUCAAAAAGCCAGGUUUUUGGUGGCUUUCACAGACCAGUUAAAGAAAACAGCAGAACUACAUUGGCAAUUCGCUAGCAGUAAGAUACAUGUACAGCCUCAAGGUGUUGUGACCAAUCCUUGUGAAAAAUUCAACUGGAGAGAAUUUCUUCAAAGUUCAGUAUUCAGUAGAAGAAAGAAAAUAUCCAUGCAACCAUGUGAAACAGAUUUGGUCUUUUUAAUAAAUUCAGGGAUUCGAAAAGAGAAUAUUGAUCUGUACGUUUUUCUUUUGGUGUGUGGACUUCGAGAAGUGAAAGAUCCUCUUUAUUUAGUGGACAUUUUCUCAGAAUGGCACAAAAAGGAACCGUGGGUGUAUUUGAUUAUUAUUGGACCGAAGAUUGACCCAAUGUUUGCCCAACUGGUGGAAGAUAAAAUAAAAAGAUCCUGUGGCGUGUACCUACUUUCAGAGCUAUCCCAGGAAGAAUUACAUGCUGCUAUGAAGGAUUCUUUUGCUGUUGUGAACAGUUCCAUCUCUGAGGGAAUGUCUUCUGCAAUUCUAGAGGCAAUGGACCUUAAAGUACCUGUGCUGGCCAGAAAUAUACCUGGAAACAAGGAAUUAAUAAGACAUGAACAUACAGGACUUCUCUUCUCAAAUCCUCAGGAAUUUGUUGAAUUGUCAAGACUACUGAUCAACGACACUGCUUUAAAGGAGAGACUCGUGGUCCAAGCCAAGGACUAUGUACAGGAGUACCACUCCUGGCAAGCCGAAAAGGAAACUUACCAGAAACUCACUACAGGCUUGCUUUAAACCAUCUCAACCAGUGAUGACGGAGUGCAAUAUUUUACAUGUCCAGCUUCUGCUAAGCAGGAGCUAUUUCCUUGAAAUUAACCUUUUAUUUAGAAUUACGAGAAUGGAUUUUCAAAGGGAAUAAUUUUCAGCACGGUACUUACUGUUUUCAUGACUUGCAGCUUUAAUAUUAUUUAGACUGUCACAUAAGCUAAAUGGUCAUUUUUUUACUCCCGAGUGGCUGGGCUCCUAUGGGAUUAGAUUUGCAUGACAGACUAUCAGAUUUAUCUGUCUAGUCUGCAGUGGUACAGCUUUGUAUUCCUUCGGUGUUGGAGCUUUUAAAAGGCUUAAUCCAUUCCUUGGGUGUUCCUAUUUUUUUCCCUCUUUACAUCUUAAUUUCUCCAACUUUAUGAACACUGUACACCCCCAUCUGCUUUCUUGUGGCCUGUAGCAUCUAUUUCGAUUGAAAUAACUUGUUUUUUUUUCAAAUUGAUUUUGAAGCCAGUGAAAGAAAGCAGAAGAAUAUGAUUCUAUUCUUUCGGCAAUCUGUGUGUUGGAUGGGGGAAGAGCAAUUAAGUGAUCUGUGGGUCACAUGGCAAAAAAUUAAUGGUGGAUGAGUGCAGCGGCAUACAUGAUGAUGCCUGUUGUCCACUCAACAGUAUAUUUAUCAUUUCUCUUGAUACCCAUACAAUCAGCCAGUUACUUAGUGAGCAGUGUAUAGGGUUCUUAUACACACAAUUUGUAUCAAUUGCAAAGGUAGUAUUGAGUAAACAUUGCAAUGUAUGUCAGAAAGAAAUGCAGUUCAACAAGAGGAAGGUUAUUUUUUUUCUAGCUUUAACUGUUGGCUUGUUUCAGUGCAGCAAUAAUGUACGUUUCGAUAUUCUUUCUCCUUCCUUGAUAGCAUGAAAACCCCACAUCACCAUUGAGAUUAAAACAAGGUGUCAUUUAGUGAGCCACUGAAUUGAAUUUAUUGCGAAUCAUCGCCCAACACUAUUCAUCGGUUUUCCCUUGAUAUCUAUCCCUUAAGUUUAUCUUUAUACUCAGUUUACAAACCUACCUUUGACAUGCCAAGAACCUAGGUUGACUACCGCUACAAUCAAAGGAUAUUGUAAAACUGGGAGAUAGCAUUGUUUCCAAUUGAGAUUGGAAAAUCUACUUUAGAGUAUUUAUGGGUCAUAUAAUCCAGCCUAUUACUAUUGUUUAUUUCAAAAGGAGAGGAGUGCUGGGAACAGAUACUGAGCUAAUGAUUGACUUGGAAAGUUAACUUCUUCUAAUUAGUACUGUAUUCCCACAACAAACAACUGUAAGUUGCUACAAGUUACAUAAUAACUAGUAAUGAGAUCCUUCUCCCCCACUCCUUCUGAAUGUACAUCCAUGCAGAUUUGCAAGUAAUGUGUUCCCAAACAUCAAAUAUAUGAAAAAUUGGCUGUUCUUUCCUCCAGUUAGAUAUAUAUUUCUAUACUUAAAAAGAACUGAGAUAUUAUCUUCACUGAAUAGUGUUUUGAGACUUGCACAAUUAUUGCCUUCUGUUCCAGAACACUGUACAGUCCAAAAUACUAUGAUGAAGCAAUGGGAAGGACCUGAGAGAAAAAUGCUCAAUCAAUUUGAGCACAGGACUUGACAACUGCCACAGACAAUAAUAUGGCUUUCAGAGAAAUUAUGAACCUGUCAUUUAUUCCCACUUUGCAAUCAAUAUGGCGUAUCUCUUACACUGAUCGAUAAUGCCAUUCUCAAUUCACAACUUGAAUGUGUGGAUAACUUUUAGUUGAACCAGUGAAUAAUCACCUGGAAUCGAUGAGAGUUUUCUAUAUGUGGCCAGUAUUCACUGGUAUAAACUGAAGAGAGUCUCAGAGAGGAUAAUUAAAGUACACUUUUGCACAUUAUAAUUUCAGGUGGUAGAGGAAUGAUUUGUGUGUCUUGCAAAUACUUCACAGAAUAUGUAGACUGACCUGUAAACCUCACAGUUAAUGAAGAGAUCUCUUAAGAAAUUGUAAUACCUUUUUGAAGGUGUUGAUUCUUUUGGUGUUGGACACCGCUAACAGCUAUCUAGGUAUUGAACUAGUACUGUUCACUGCUCAUAUGUUGUAACAAGUCUUUUUUCUUGAUACAUUUAACUCACUGGAUAAGACAUUAGCUUCCGAUAUAAAAAGACUGAGAGUGAAAAUAAAGGAAUUGUUUAGAGUAUGUAAUUGUGAACAAAUGUUUCAACAUGACCAACAAAUAUGUAAUCAAUUCAGCAUCGUUGCCCAAUUAAUGCUGUAAUAGGACUCUUUAUGAGUGCAAUAUAUUUCCAUGAUUGUUACAUGGUGUGUUAAACUGCCUGGUGAAAAUGCUCUGUUUUGCACUAUGUGUAAAAAAAAAUUCUAUUGUAGGAAGCAGUGUACAUUUUUGUAUUUAAUAAACUCGGGUUUAUGGGUGUUUUUUGAGGUGGAGAAUUGUGCCUUCUGGGUUGGUAGAGUUUUGUAAUUGUAUCUUUACAAAAGACAAUAAUUUAUGUGUUUUCAAAUGUAUGUCAUGCAAAAAACAGUAUAAUAAUGGCUGCUUAUUUACUGUUAUCUGGUAUUGUGUGAAUACAAUAUGAAUAAAUAACUGUACCAAAAA
Molecule: messenger RNA, 3707 nt
Organism: Callorhinchus milii (elephant shark)
Lineage: Eukaryota; Metazoa; Chordata; Chondrichthyes; Chimaeriformes; Callorhinchidae
Gene: glt1d1
Product: glycosyltransferase 1 domain containing 1
Exons: 13
Coding region: 33-1127 (364 amino acids)
Molecular function (GO): glycosyltransferase activity
Source: RefSeq, a predicted model, not a curated record